AUUUUGGUGAGCGGUUACGCGGUCCCUUCGAACGUGUCCCGGGUUACGUGUCAAGGGCCAAAAAUCAUUGGCCCAAGCCACUCAAACGCUGGGCCAAUAAGCAGCCCAAAGCCUAAUCAGUUAAUGUGUGUGUGUGUGGAGUGUCUAACAGAUAUAAGAGAUAUCUAAUAGAAAGUAAAGAUCACUGAUAUAGCUUUUAGCUUGAUGCUAAAAAUGUCAGCCACUAUCGGCAAAGUUCUGCAACAAAACGAGCCACAAAUCGCAUUUUGAUUCUGGCCAAUUGCCAGGAAAGUGGAAACCAUCAAAAGCGUUAGCUGCCACAACCACAAAAGCUACGACAACAAAACCACCAACAAGAGCAAUGUCGAGUGGCAGUGUGCUGGACGUGCUUUGUAGUGGCAGUGGCGCCCGCCUGGCCCUCGGGACCUCGGUAAUCGCCUAUCUGAUUGUCUACAAUGAGGCAUCCGCCCCGAGCCUCCUGUUCGCUGUCCUUUUGGCCACCAUCUACGGCAUCAUGUCAGCACGCUGCAAGACGAGUCUGCGCAGCCUGCAGAUGCCAUAUGUGAGGGCCACUAAUAAAUUUGAUUUUGGCUGCUUGUUUUUGGCCAUCUGGCUGGAUGCUUUGGCUGCCAUGUGUGCUUGUGCCGCCUUUGCCAGGACCCUGAGUGCUUGUCUUGAUGCCAUGACGGGUGGUCUGGCCAGGAUUCUUAUACUGGGACGCAAUGCACCCACCAACGAGCCAUGGCCCGAUGUUCUUGGUGUUUCGGUUGUCUUCUUGGUCACCGGGAUGUUCAUGCUGGGACUGGAGCACUCGAGGGCCUUCAGCCUCAUCCUGACACUCGGCAUGCUCGGCCUGAACGCCAUUCUCAGUGCCGUGGGCUGGUGGCGGGGCAAUUUGUUGGCCUGGUCUGCGGAUAACUACUUCCAGCCUGAUGGCAUUAGCAGUGUCUUCUUGGCCACCGCCCUGCUCACGUAUUCGUUCCCCAGCGAUUGGCCGCAACAGCAUCGAAGUGGCCGCUUCAUGGGCACCCUAAUCACAGGAUUAGUCAGCGUAUCCUUGCUCCUGACAGCCAUUUGUCUCUCCACAAUUGUGCACUACAAAGCCCAUGAGGAGUAUGUGGCCGUGCCUUUGUUCAACAUCCUGGAUGAAAGUGGCUUCCAUAAAUUGGUUCCUGCCUCGGCCUGCAUGCUCCUUCUCAGCAGCUCUGCGGCCUUUUUGGAGCUCUUUCCCGAACUAUAUGGCAUUGUAGUCCGCCUGGCCACCUCGGAAUGGCGGAUUCUGUCCAAGCAAAUCAGUUACGAGAGCUCGGAGAGCGGCAAUCCCGUUUUGGCCGUUUUCAUUGCCGGCAGCAUGUGUGCCAUGCUGGCCUUUGCAUGUCCGCUGCAACAUCUGAGUUAUACGUUGGCGGCCAGCCAUAUGGGUGGAGUUUUUCUGAGGGCCUUCUACUUGCUGUACACUCCAUAUAGGCCCAAAUUCAUGGCCCCCAGCAGCGAGUCUUCACUGUCGUACAGUCGCCUGUCCACGGCGCCGAUAGCCAAGAGCACAAGUUGCAGUAGUGCCGCCACUUCCAGUUCCAGCCGGCUGAAACGUAGCCUCUGGAAUAUUGGUCUUCCAAAGCACAGUGGCUUAAAGAAACCCAAAACCAAGCCGAAGAACAAACAGGAACUGGAGAAGGAGUGGCUGCUCCUGGGUGAGCCCACCUCGCCGUGUCCGCAGCGAGAGGGCAGGGAUGUGGAGUCCACCAUUCUGUCGGACGGAGAGCCACCGCCAUCAGACUUUGAGUAUCCUGACAAGUUUGAUAAAAGCGAUUCGGACACCUCUACGGAUAUUGAUGCCAUUGUAGAUGAAUACCGCGAAAAGAUUAAGGUCACAACCGCAGGACCCCUGGAGCGAAGUGUGCGAGUGCCGACCGGAAGUUCCUGGCACGUGACCAUCUUUGCAUUGGUGGUGAUUGCCUUGGGCAUUGCCCUCUGCGUGGCAGGACUAAUGAUGCACUGGGCUCCAGCUGCACUAACAGGAGGAAUUGGAGUCCUAAUUGUUACUAUUAUGAUGGGCUUCAUACCCAAGUACACGGGCAGUGUGAUCAACGUCAGUCCCGUCAUCUGUGGCAUGUCCUUGCUGAUGGGUGUCAUCAUGUUUACGGAAAUUGCCGUACACUCGUGGCCAGGAUUGGUCAUCUGGCUGUUGGCUGGUCUGAUCCUUGUGGUCAGGUGCGAUAAGUAUUGCUGCAAUUGCUUUGAGCCCACAAGCAUGAUGAAUGCCCAUCUGAUACCGAGUGUCUCCGGAAAAACAAACUCUGGAACUGGAUGCGCCUCAGCAAUGGCAGGAUCAUCGUCGAAUUUGUCGACAGGACCCUCGACCAGCAUUCGGAUACCCAGACCGCCCAAGGGAGUGGGCGUGGUGAGCCUGCCGCAGCGUAUCAACGGCCACAGAUGACAGUCAGAGUCCUCGGAAGAGGAGGGCGAGGAUCUCUUCCACGAGGACUUCAAUGUUAGAGACUUUGAUGAGGAGGACGACGAGGAUUGCUGGACUGAUUAGCUUCUUGCCUUUUGCCACCAUUGGAGUUUCGAGAUCCGUUUAGCCAGGAUCUCUGGGAUGAUCUAGCUUCGAGCCACACGAAUGCCUAAAAAACUAUAGCUAGCUAGAAAUUGUUUGUCAAAAUUUAUGUAUUUUAUGCAACUCUAGUUAGAUGACUCUCUUUACAAAUAGGUUCCAAAUAAAAAUUAAAAUUCUAAAAUGGA
This is a messenger RNA of Drosophila bipectinata, 2742 nucleotides long. It is a transcript of the gene tadr, whose product is annotated as torn and diminished rhabdomeres. Gene Ontology annotation, cellular component: plasma membrane. The record is from RefSeq and is a predicted model, not a curated record. Gene Ontology annotation, molecular function: L-arginine transmembrane transporter activity; L-lysine transmembrane transporter activity; L-ornithine transmembrane transporter activity. Gene Ontology annotation, biological process: L-arginine import across plasma membrane; L-ornithine transmembrane transport. NCBI's taxonomy places the organism in Eukaryota, Metazoa, Arthropoda, Insecta, Diptera, Drosophilidae.